Molecule: messenger RNA, 4567 nt
Organism: Hemibagrus wyckioides
Lineage: Eukaryota; Metazoa; Chordata; Actinopteri; Siluriformes; Bagridae
Gene: adam19b
Product: ADAM metallopeptidase domain 19b
Exons: 22
Coding region: 133-3051 (972 amino acids)
Biological process (GO): membrane protein ectodomain proteolysis
Molecular function (GO): metalloendopeptidase activity
Source: RefSeq, a predicted model, not a curated record
GUUGGCUUGCGCCGCUCUAAAAGGCAGAAGGAGAUGCGCUCGCUGCUUUUGGCGGAUUUUAUAUGAAGAAUAUAAAGCAUGGCGCGGGUGAGAAGCAGAUAAGUGUGUGUGUGUGUGUGUGUGUGUGUGUGCAUGCGUCGCUGUGGAUCUCCGGUAGCACGGGACAGGAUGGCGAGAAGCGUGCGUGAGGAGCGCUGUGUGACAUCACCACCACACAGCGCGCGCUCUUACACUAUUUAUUUUAUUCUCCUUUUGCAAUGCACUGUCUUCUACCAAAACACAGCGCACGCGGGCGUGCUGAGCAGUUUGGACCGCUAUGAGGUAACUUACCCUCAGUGGCUGAACCACAGAAGCAAAAGAGCAGCUCAUACAGACACAAAGCAUCCAUCAGAGGUAGACAUCAAGAUUACUGCAGAGGGAAUGGAGCUGGUUCUCCAACUGCAAAGAAAUGAAGAGCUCUUGGCCACCAACUAUCAAGAGAUAUGGUACGGUCCAAAUGGUUCACGUUAUUUCUCCAAGCCAUCCAGUAGGGAUCACUGUUAUUAUCAUGGCACAGUGAGAGGAGCAGAGCACUCCAGUGUUGUUCUCAGCACCUGUUCUGGACUCAGGGGCAUGAUAGCGUUGAACCACAGCGCAGCCUACGUGAUCGAGCCUCUGGCCAAUCACAGCGUCUCUCAGGGCCAUGCAGUGUUCCGUGCUGAGAGCCUGAAAAUACCCAUGAGCACCUGCAGCCAACACCACGGAGGAGAAAACCACACAGACAAGCUGGACGAGCUGAUUGGCGGGAUUGCACAGGCCAGUCAUGCCACCAGGGAAAAGAGAGACAUCAGCCGCAGUAUGAAGUAUGUGGAGCUGAUGAUGGUGGCUGAUCACGCUGAGUUUGUGAAACAUGGUAGUGACCUGGAGAGGACAAAGAUGAAGCUACUUGAAGCUGCUAACUAUGUGGACAAGUAUUACAAAGCGCUGAACAUCCGCGUAGCCCUGAUCCUGUUGGAGAUUUGGAAUGACAAGGAUAAGAUCAACGUAACGGAAAACCCUUACAGCACCCUGGAGGCCUUUCUGACCUGGAGAAGAAAGCAUUUGCGACAGCUGCCCAAUGACAACGCACAGCUCAUCACGUCAGUCCAUCAACCAAUAGCAUUAGUUGUUAAAACUAAACCGUGUAUCACAGACCAGCCCUAUAGUAAAUGUGGAUGGAGAGUAGUGUAUUUAGUGAAAUCGAAAGCGUUUGCAUUGUGUAUGGCGGAUCUGAGCAAGUCUUUUGCUGGCUGUUUUAGGGGUGUGCCAUUCCAGGGGACUACGAUAGGACUGGCUCCUCUUAAAGCCAUGUGCUCAGAGCACCAGUCAGGAGGAGUUAACUCGGACCACUCUGAAAUUGCAGUUGGAGUCGCCGCUACCAUGGCUCAUGAAAUGGGGCAUAAUUUUGGGAUGAACCAUGACAGUGAUGGCUGCUGCCAGGCCCUGCCUGAGGAUGGAGGAUGCAUCAUGGCUGCAGCUACUGGACACCCAUUCCCCCGUGUGUUUAACCCGUGUAACCAGGCAGAUCUGAAGCGCUAUCUGAACUCAGGUGGUGGGAAAUGUCUGUUCAAUCUUCCAAACACUCGGGUCAUGUACGGAGGCCAGCGCUGUGGCAACGGCUACCGCGAGGAGGGGGAGGAGUGUGACUGCGGAGAGGUGGAGGAAUGUUCAAGUCCGUGCUGUAACGCCAAUAACUGCACGCUGAAAGCGGGUGCUGCAUGUGCCGAAGGAGUUUGCUGUGAGAACUGCAAGCUGAAGAAUCCAGGAGUGCUUUGCCGUGCUCCGUCGGGUUCCUGUGACCUGCCCGAGUACUGCGAUGGUAAAUCAGAGUCCUGCCCUGCUAAUUUCUACCUGGUGGAUGGCAGCCCCUGUGCUCAUGGUCAAGCUUACUGUUACACAGGCAUGUGCUUGACCCUGAAGCAGCAGUGCCAGUCUCUCUGGGGGAAAGAUGCUCGACCUGCUCCGGAUCUGUGCUUCACUGAGGUAAACAGAGCUGGAGAUCCCUACGGAAACUGUGGCAAAGACCUCAUGGGUAAAUACAGGAAGUGCACUGAGAGGGAUGCUAAAUGUGGCAAGAUACAAUGUCAGAGUUCUGCCACCAAGCCCAUUGAAACAAACGCAGUCUCUAUCGACACCACUAUCCGCAAUGGCCAGCAUCAGAUCCUGUGUCGAGGAACACAUGUCUACCGACCUGGCAAGGGAGAGGAGAGUCUGGGAGACACACUUGACCCUGGGCUGGUUAUGACCGGAACCAAGUGUGGGGACAAUGCAAUUUGUUUUGGUGGUGAGUGUCGUAACGCAUCCUUACUGCAAGCGGAUACGUGCAACGCCAGGUGUCACGGCCAUGGGAUGUGUAACAACAAUAAAAACUGCCACUGCGACCCAGGCUGGGCACCUCCUAACUGUGAUAAAGCGGGAAAUGGCGGCAGCGUGGACAGUGGCCCUGUGAUCAUAAAAAGCAGCCUACAUGCUCUCCUGGUGCUCCUCCCUGUGGGUCUCUGCAUUGGAUUGGGAAUUCUGUUCCUCUACUGGUGCUACAAGUGGAAGCUUCAUUCUUUGAAAGACGUGGCUCACCCACCUCACGAGAUUGUCCCAACUACACCCGACUCCAAAACUCCUGCUAGUGGUCACGCCAACCCAACAUUCCAGCUAAAGAAAACGAACACGGACAAACUGGAAGCUAACCAGCAACCAAAUCCUACUGGUACACCAAGAUCGAGACAUUCCGCCAUCCGGCCAGUGGUCAAACCUCCACCGGUCCCUGCAUACGCACUACAGCCGAAGAGUCCUCCAGUCUCAGAGACCAGCUCCAGCUCUCACUCAUCUCCAUCUGUGGCACCAAAAUCUAGACCGAACCCUCCAAGCAGACCUCCUCCGCCUCGUCCUGUUACCAAACCCACUCAGAUCAAAAAGGAGGAGUUAUUUGGAAAUGGUCCUCAAGUAUCACCAGCCUUGUUGCAGAAAGGGAGGACCAAUCUGACGCCCUCUGCUGGACAUCUGAGGACUCAGACUGAAGCCAGUGGAAAAAGUUGAGGCUUUAUCAGACUUGUGGAGAGCAUGGGCAUUACUCUUCUAUGCAGAGGAUUCUUAAAAUGGCGUACUGGAACAAUGUGCAACCUUCAGGCAUGUUUACAUCUUUACCAGUGGCUGUGAAGACUGCCUACGUCCAACACCAUGUUUGCCUACUACACUUGAAAAAAAUCCUAGUGUAAUAUACUUGUUGCGUUGAACUUUGUUUUGGUGCUCUUCCAAUGUUCAUGUGCCAUAUCUGUACAGUUUAUUAUCUACCUAUUUAUUACACAGGCUACACCGACAUGGGGCAAGUUUCUAGAUGUUGCCUUUCAGUAUGAGCAUUCAGAAUAUGUCUUUCUUAUAGUGGAUCGCACGCAGUAUUGAAAACAAUGACACGUUGUGCGAGCAACACGCAUUAACUGGAAUAUCGUACGCGAGUUUUGCACUUUGUGUAUGAAAAAAGGAAAUGUUUAGCAAUAAUAUGCAGGAGAUACUGAUUAAUUGUACAGUAGUUUCGCAGUAGCCUGUGUUUUUUUCCCUACUGCAUUUUCUGUCUCUCUUUUUAUUUUACUGCGAAAUCUAUCAGGAGAAUAAUUGCAAAAUGCUGGAAAUUAUAUAUGUAAACAACGCAGCAAAUCGGUUGUGGCCGUUCUGUAACAAUCUAGUGAGACGAGCCUGCUUUUUAUUCUCUUCACUUGCUCCACUUUGGAGAACGUGACGAAAUGCACCUUAUGAUGUUUACAAUAAGGGCGUCAGGGAAUGUAUAGUAAAGACAUACUGUACAGUAAAUUUAAGACUCUUAGCUUUUAAAAUGUUUGUUUGCUAGGAUAAGCCUUUGAAGGUGUCUUAGAGAUAAUGCCACCACAGUCCGUACAGCUUUUUCACAAAUAUACCGUGUUAUAGAGUUCAUCUCAGUCAGUCACCAGAACAUUUCUUCUAGAUUUUAAGGCAUGUGUCUUCAGUCUGUUCGUCACAGUAAUACUAACAUUUGUAAACGCUCAGAAUCUAACAUAGUGUACAUAAGGUUUAAUUAGCAUAUGUCUUAGCAUAAACAGCUGAAUGGGUUGAAGAGUAACCUUAAAUAGAUUUUGCUUUGUGUGUUUUUUUUUUUAUUUCUGCAUUGAUUUUUUUGUACCUUUUACACCCUUAAGGGUAUGAAAAUCAUACAUUAGAGGAAUGUGGUUGACACUGAUGAUUGUGUUAAUGGCCAGGUAUACUGAUGCUGUAAAAGAGGGAUCAUGUAAAAUGAGAAACCGCACUGUGAACCUCACGAUAAUGACAAACAAACUACAGAAUUAACUGGAAGGACCAUUUCGAACGCUGCCUACACUAAUGUAGUGCUAUGGACUAAAUACACAGCCUGUUGUCCUGGGUUCUUUGGUUUACUUGCACCUUGCGAGACAUGCGCUUUCUGUUAUUAAGGGAAAAGGAAAUUAAAGUGUUGCUGUAAAUUAAUCCUGGCACUGGAGUGAGCCAAUGCCGUAGAUCACAGAUUGAUUUUGAGUUGCAAAAGCAGAUCAAAUAAAACUUGAUUAAA